This is a messenger RNA of Lodderomyces jiufengensis, 1710 nucleotides long. RefSeq names its product DNA-directed RNA polymerase III subunit. Gene Ontology annotation, cellular component: RNA polymerase III complex. Gene Ontology annotation, biological process: DNA-templated transcription. The record is from RefSeq and is a predicted model, not a curated record. NCBI's taxonomy places the organism in Eukaryota, Fungi, Ascomycota, Pichiomycetes, Serinales, Debaryomycetaceae. Gene Ontology annotation, molecular function: single-stranded DNA binding. The transcript has a single exon. Bases 1 to 1710 code for a protein of 569 amino acids.
AUGGAUGAUGACAAUUUUGAAAUAGUAAAAGCUCAGUCUCCAAAAUCUUAUUUAUAUUCUAUAAUAGCUUUAAAUCAUUUAGGAGAAAUUGCAUCAAAAAUAAUUAUUACUUUAAUUUCAAAUGGUAGAUUAACUUCAAAAGAAUUAAGUAUUAAAACAAAUUUAACUUUAAAAUCAAUAAAAUCUUCAUUAGUAUCAUUAAUUCAAUUAAGUUGUAUAAAUUUUUGGACUGAUCAAAUUAAAAAAAUUACAUAUUAUUCAUUUAAUGAAAUUGGUAUAUUAAAAUUAAUUCAUAGUGGAGAUAUUUUAAAUUAUAUAACUCAAGAAUAUGGAAAUGAAGAAGCUGAAAUUAUACAAAAUAUCUUGGAAUUAGGUCAUAUAAAACUUGAAGAUUAUUUAAAACAAUUUAAUGAUGAAAUUAGAAUUAAAAAAGAAAAAUUGUUUAUAAAAUUAUUUAAUGAUCAUUGGUUAAAAAUUUUAAAAGAUUAUGAUUAUAAUGAUAUUAAUGAUAUUUGGCAAAAUAUUUAUGAUGAUACUAUGAAUAAUACUCCAAGAUCUGCAACAAUAUCUGAAGUUAAAAGAGUGGCAGAAGUUAAAAGUAUAUGUAAAGAAAAAUUAAUUAAAUUAUUGGAAACUCAACCAAAUGAAGAUAUAUAUAUUUCAGAAUAUGGUUAUAAAAAAUUAAAUCCUGAACUAAUAUUAACAUUUAAUUUAUCAAGGUAUCAAAAACAUUCAAGAACAGAUUCAUAUACAAAAUUAGCAUUUUCAAGAAUUGGAUUAAUUACUUCUAAAAUUUAUGAAGCUGGUUUGAAAAGUAUUGAAUCCAAUAGUCCCGAUUUAACACAUCCUUUUAUUGAAAUAUCUGAUUUACUUAAUUUACCAGGAGAUGUUGAAGAAUUUAAAAUUAAUCAAGAAAGAAAUUUAGUUUCUGAUAAUAAAAUUACUUUUUCAGUAAAAGAUGUUUCAAAAUAUUUAACAAAAAAUAUUAAUAUAAAAAACUCAAUUGUAACGUAUAAAGAAGAUAAUGAAGAUAUUGAUGGACCACCAACAAAGAAAAUAAAGUUAGAAAAUGGUCAUAAUCAUGAAGAUGAAGACGAAAAAUUGUCGACAAUUAAACAACAUCUACAGUUAUUAGUAACUGCAAAGUUAUUAAUUGAAACUUCACCAGGUAGAUAUAGUGUUUCAUUUUAUCACACAUCCAAAAUGGUUCAACGAUACAACUUUGAAGCAAUUAUAAAAUCAACAUUACAUGAUCAAGCAUUUAGAAUUUUGCGAUGUAUAAAACAAUUGAAAUUAGCUGAUGAAAAAGCUAUAUCACAACAAGUUUUAUUAAAAGAAAAAACCGUAAGAAAUGAAAUUUAUCAAUUAAUAAAAGCUAAUAUUAUCGAAAUACAAGAAAUUCCAAGAAGUGCAGAUAGAGCUGCCUCAAAGACUUUUUAUUUAUUCAGAUAUAAAGAGUUUCAAUCAUAUGAAAAUUUAAUAAAUUGUUUAAUCUUUGAUAUGGCAGAAGUUAUUAAUAUUAUAAAUGAAUUUAUUCAAGAAAAUAAAAUUUUAUUAGAUAAAUGUAAUCGUAAAGAUGUUCAAGGUCAUGAAGAAGAAUAUUUAUUAGAUUCUGAAUUACAAACUUUACAAAUUUUACAAAAUAGGCAAGUUAAAAAUAUUGUUAGAUUUAAUAGAAUUGGUUCUUUAUUAAAUAUAUUUAAUGCAUGA